AUGCCUCAGAUUGAAGAUAGGCCGUCGUUCAUUAUUGAGUCGUGGACGCUUUAUGUCUUCGGCACGCUUAUCCUCUUCUCGCGCUUCGCAGUUCGUUUCAAGACUGUUGGGUGGAGGGGUCUACAAGGCGAUGGUUUCUUUUCUGUGCUUGUUCUCAUAUUCUACGCUGUCGAUGCAUUUACGGUGCAUCUCAUCUACUAUCUCGGCACCAACAUCGAAGCUGGCGUCGCAGCCAAGUCACGCACCCUGACCCAGGAUGAGAUCCACGAAUACGAAACGGGUUCUAAACUCGAACUCGCAGCUUGGUACGCAUACACGGCACUCAUCUGGUCUCUAAAGGGAACAAUGCUAUGCUUCUUUUCGAUAAUGACGAUUGGAACGUGGCAUCAUAUGUUUCUCAAGUCUGUGUCGAUCCUGUGCGCUGCGUCUUACCUUGCUGUCUUCCUCACAAUUACGUUUGGGUGUUUUCCCACUCAGAAGAACUGGCAGGUUGUGCCUGAUCCUGGAGAGAAAUGCUCCUUCAAAAUGCAGAACUUUCUCGUAACAACAGUCCUCAACGUCCUAAAACUCGUUAUCGGCCUCCUUCUCUCCUCAGGAGCAUUCGUAAUUGCAGCAGCCAUAAUCCGUGUCGUCCUUACACUCUCUGCAAAUCCAUCUGCACUGACCAUCAACGCAUGGGGCGUUCGCGAAACCAUCGUUGGAAUCCUCACCGUCAACAUUCCCAUUCUGAGACCGAUCUUCUCAAAGCACUUUUGGAAUGGUAAUGCUCCGAACGAGAUUACUUCGUCUUAUCGGACGACGACGCACGGGACAAGGGGUGGUAAUAGAACGCUUACGCAGGAUAUUUCGAGCCCGUAUGAGCUUACGCCAAGUAUUAACGAUGGAUCGAAACCGAGCAUUCGGGGAAGUCAGGACUCGAUCGUUUCAAAGACUGUGAGGAUGGCUGAUAUCGUUUUGUCCAAGUCGUAUCAGGUCAGUCAUGAUGUGAAUACUUAUGAUGGGAGGUCAUGGUAUGGGGACCAAAAUGGAGCUUCCAAAGCGACUGUGCAUGCAGAAUCUCCAGUUUAG
Molecule: messenger RNA, 1068 nt
Organism: Fusarium fujikuroi IMI 58289
Lineage: Eukaryota; Fungi; Ascomycota; Sordariomycetes; Hypocreales; Nectriaceae
Product: related to integral membrane protein PTH11
Exons: 8
Coding region: 1-1068 (355 amino acids)
Source: RefSeq, a predicted model, not a curated record